Messenger RNA from Chilo suppressalis (striped riceborer), 2413 nucleotides. The record is from the annotation of a GenBank genome assembly. NCBI's taxonomy places the organism in Eukaryota, Metazoa, Arthropoda, Insecta, Lepidoptera, Crambidae.
CACAGUAUAAUUUUGAGCCCAAAAAACGGUCACGUAAUUUUUAUGUCCUUAAUCGAUGGUAUUCACAACUUUAAUCGCGAGAGUAAAACUCCGAAGUGGCAAUUUUCAAUAGAAAAUGAGUUAUAUUUUUUUUUAUAAACUUUCUAUGGUUUUCAAAAAAACCAUAGAAAUGGCUAUAUCUCAAUAAUUAGAUAGUAUUACAAAAAAAUAUAAGUGGCAUAAAAUAAAGUAAUAAAAUAUUGUAAAUUACUAAAAACAGCAGGUAUGAAUUUGUAACGCAUUACGAUGUUAUGGCUAAUUUUACCUAUUUUCAUUUUUUAUUUCUCCCGGUCACAUUAUUACGUAUUAGGAUUCGUUUCUAAUUGUAAAUCAUUCUUUACAAUUCCCUUCCAUGAUUUCACAAAACCAGGCAUCGAUACUUAGCAGAAUCUCAGAGAUAUUGAGAAUCAAAUUUUUUUGUCCUAGGGUUGCCACCUUUCAGAGUAACAUUUUUCUAAACAUUCUUUUCUUUGCAACAAAAUAAAGAUUAUAUAUUCUUCCAAGUUCAUAUAAAUUAUUAUGACUGGUAAAUCACUAAGGGACGUAAAAAUAAUAUCAUAAUAGUCAUCUUUAUAUGAAAAAAAAAUUAACCAGAUUAUUUUUAGCUGCAUCAAAUCCAAUUAAAAGUAAUAUGUGGUACUGGGAAGGGGUUCGCCCUCGAUAGGCACACGCUAAAAUCCUGUACCGAUACAUGUUACUUGGAGGAACGGGGGUGAGGCACCAUGGAGCCGCAAAAGACCCAUGGUGCCACUUUGCCUCAACAGGGCCUGACCCGACCUGUUGAGGGAUGUCUGUCCGGGCUCCGACCGGCUGACUUAGUGCAAGGAGGGCAUGAGGGCGCCAACCCUCAUGUUGGUUCACGAGUAGCAGUUGAUGAAGUUGUGGAUAGCGCCACAGCCGGUACUCUUCAUCCUCCGAGAGUAUCCGCAAGUACACAAGGAGAUGAAUUUAGCAGACUAGACGUAUUCAAUAUGUUAGUUGCACUAGCAAAAGAAAUAGGACCGAAAACUCGCCCUACAGACUUAUCGUUGGAGAAAAGAACAGCUGCAAUGUUAAAUGUGUGUAAGUUGAACUUAACUGAUUUAAAAGAUGAAAAAGGUUUCAAGGACUAUAUGGCAAGAUUCACCUCCAAAUGUGAGAGCUUAUACAAAAAAUGCAAAUAUAAUAUGCCCUUUUUUGUAAAGAGGUACAAAAUGUGGCUUAGCGAAUCGAUCAAAAAAGACAUUGGACAAUUUAUAGCUGCUGAUUCUAGGUCAGGUUCCUCAAAACAAGAUGUGAUGCUUUCUAAACCUGUUGAUCCAUACGAUAUGACUGAAUCUGGCCCUUCUGGUAAAUCCAUUGAUAUUAGUACACCUGCUGUGCCACCACUUAAAUUUUCAGAAAAUUCGUUUCCAAUUAUAGAAGCUCUACUUCCAAUUUCAGAACAACAAGUCGCAAUAUCAGAACUUCCUAUUCAAAUGAAUCAACCAGUUACAACUUUAGAGCCAUCUUUUCAAAUUUCGGAACCUCAGCUUUUGAUUUCAGAGGCCUUAGUUGCAAUUACAGAGCCUCCGCUGCCAAUUUUAGAGCCUUCACUUCUAAUUACAGAGCCUCCGCUACCAAUUUCAGAGCCUUCACUUCUAAUUUCAGAGCAAGCAGACCUACGAAUUCCAGAGCCACAAAUUAUAAAUCCAGAUCAUUCUUUUCAAACUUUGGAGCCUCAGCUUCCGAUUGCAGAGCCUACAGUAACAAUCUCACAGCCUUCGCUUCCGAUUUUGGAGACUCCAGUUUUGAUUGAACAGAAUCCACUGCAAAUUUCAGAGCCUCUGAUACCAAUAUUGGGCCCGUGUGCAGACAUAAGGCCUAGUAUUGAACCUAAUUUCGCACAAGCGUGCACUCCUGAAUCACAUCCCAUUGCUUCGACUUCUAGUUCAUCUUACGAACCACUGAGUGAAAGACAGAAACGAAGGGUAAGCAGAACGCUUCAAUAUUGUUUAGAUAGCGAACAAUAAUUAUGGAUAUUACAUGUGACAGCCCUAAAACCAUAAUUAUCAUAGAAAACUUUAGAUGCUAAUAUCUUCUAGAUCCUACAAGAUUUGGAUUUGAUUUUUUUAGUCGGUGUUCAUAUCAAUUACGAGAAUUGUUUAAUGUAGAAACUAAAUCCUAAUACUUGUUAAUGUAGACAAAAAAAAACGAAAACAAGAAAAUUUAUGAUAUUUCUCUUAUUCGACACAGUUUAAUGCUAUGAAUUGAUUCACUUUAUGCAUUUUAUAGUGACAAUACACACCAUUAACAAAACAAAAAUUAUUGUUGAACUUUUACAGAAUUAAGUGUAAUUUUCGGUUUUAAUAAAAAAAUCUUUAAAAUUCAAAAAAUUCAAACUCAUUUAUUCAGU